GUCGAGCUGAGGCCAGCAUUCCUUCAGUUUGGAAACCUCAUUCGUACGGCCAACACACACUUUCGCAUAAGUAACAAAUAAAAUAUUCGUUUUUUCGCUAAAAAAACGUAAAACAUAAUCCAUAUUUUUUGAACGACACAAAAGUUAUUUACAAUACAUACAUUUUUUUAAAUAUCUCUUUUAAAAAUUGAUUUUAAUGUGUUUAAUAUAAAUAUAUUUACGAAUGUUCCGAAAAUCGGGGACGGUAAUUCUGCUAUCGAGAGGACGAGAAUGAUGGGAACGAUCGGGGUUGCGAAUGCCACUACGCCCAAGUAUAAUGAAUCCGUCUUUUUCCGAGGAUUACGACCAUAAGCACGUAGUGCCAGCACCUAGUGGUCUUAUGAAGUGAUUCAUAAAUGUAUUGAGGUCUUAUCGGAGGCGCAAUGGCAGUUUUUACCCGUGUAAGCCUGGAAAAUGUUGCACCAGACCGAGCCACGCGGCUUAAAGUUCAGAAACCGAAGGUAAGCGGCGAUGGAUUCAAUCCAAGGCGGCUCCCCAAGCCCCGAACAGAGUGGUUUCAAGGGGCCCUUGGAGCCACUGGGUUUUGGGGUUGGGGGAACCGCCGCUUGGUAAUGGGCCCUUUCGCCUUGAAUAUAUGUUUUUUAUUGUUUCGCAGGACACGAUCCUGCAUUAGGUUCGUCGAAGCUUUUCUUGAACUUCGAGGCACCGUGGCUCGGUCGCGGUCAACGUUUUCUAGGCUUAUUCCACUUCGCCAUCCUCUUGUGACUAGCGUGCACUUAAAGUUCUUCUGGGUCCUGUGGACUUCGUGGCCCAUCGGUAUCUCUCAUGUUCCGUCAACUGCUUAUCCGGGUAAAAAUCGCGAAAGCGGCUCCGAUAAGACCUCGGGAAGUUUAUUGAUCCCUUUAUGGGAACACUAGGUGCUGCUGCUAUUGUAACGUCCGUGUCCUCUGAAAUCGAGAGAUUCGUUAUAUUCGGGCGAAGUGGCGUUUGCAUCCCCGAGGGUUCUCCUCAUCCUUGCCCUGUCGAUCACCUUAUUGUAAUAUAUUUUUGGAAUUUGUUUAGAUUUAGUUUUCUAUAAAUUAAUUGAAAAAGAAAACUUAAAUGUUAUUUGUUGCUUAUGCAAAAGUGCGUGUUUGUCGUACUAAUUAGGUUUACAAACUAGAGGUAUGUUGGCCCUAGCUUGGCCAACUAAAUCACCUUACUCCGCGCUCAAAAAGAAUACCCUCCAUGCGUCAUUUUGACAUGAACCAUUUUCGAAGCAGCGAACGUUAUUUCUGGUCGACGCUGGCAACGCCGUGGAGCCUGCGCCUUUGCUCGGUGGUGGAAACAACAAAAGGACAAUAAAUAACAAGCCAAACUGGAAUGGGCCACAACACAACAAUUGUCGCUCGCCGCCUUUAGCGGCAUCGAUUUUGAGGGAGAAUCCACACAUCCACAUCGACAGGCACAGCUUAGGCGGAAGGACACCCACGGGGAUUUGCGAGCGCAGGGAGCAAGGAGCAGCGGAGGGAAAGCGAAGGCAGAACGAGUCCAGCUCGUUUUCCGCACCCAGUUUUCAUGUCCUCAGACAGACGCUACUACUUCGGAGCGGAUCUGGAGGACAAUGGGGACAACGCCAUCUGCCAGGACAGCGGCAACAACGAGCCGGAGGUGGACAAGGACGACCACGACCCGGACGAAUCGGAGUUCCUGCAGGAUGUGCCGUACUCCUCGAGCAGCAUCGACCGCAGCUCGGUGGGCUCCAUUCCGUGGGCGGACGACGCCAUCAAGAAGAACCUGCUGGACUGGGAGCGGGUGGAGAGGCUGAUGAGCGGCGAGGAUCCCCUGACGGAGCUCCAGGAGCCGGAGUUGCGCAACGAGAUCGCCGACUGGCACCGCAAGUUUCCCAGCCUGCUGGGCCGCAGGACUCGUCCGAUGCGCCACCACAGCUUCGACAGCCAGACUCGGGAGGACAUAGACUCGAUUUCAAAUCUCAGCCUGAACUCCCUGGAUGACGAGGAUGACGACGAGGAGGCGGAGGAUGGCUUUCUUACGCCCAAAGCGGAGGAGCCGCAGCAGCUGCUGCAUCGUCCUUACUUGCGUCCCAGCCAAAAGAAGCUGGUGGAUCUACUGGACAGGGAUCUGCGGGUCACCUCCGUCUCGGUGAAGCUGCUCAAGCGCCAGCGCAGCCAGCAGUACCAGCAGCCGCAGCUGCCCAUCUCUGCCACCACCCAAUCCUCGGCCCGCCUGCGCAUGCCGCCCAUCCUGAACGUUCUGGACACCAACCGACGCUUCCGGGGAUUGCUCAACAACCGCAGCUUCGUCCAGCUCACCCAGGUGCAGCAGAAGGAGCAGCUGCAGCACCAGAACCAGGCCAAGUCCGCCGUGCUGCCACAUCAAAGCCAUCGAUCGUCCGCCUGGCACAUGCCCAUGGCUGCCAGUCGCUUCUUCAACAACAAGAACGCCGUGGUGCUGCCAUCGCUGAACCUGGGCAGGCACGGCAGGGAUUUGCUGGCCACCACCACGGCCACUUCGAGCCAGAGCAACUCGAGCGGCGGCGGCGGGCACAACAGUCACGGCCACAGUAACAGUUCCUCCAACCGUUCCACGCUGCAUCCGUUCGGGGCGACGAGCGUUUCCAGCAACACCCCAUCCACGGGACGGUCCAUCUCGGCGGCAGUGCAUCAUCCGCGAUCCGAAUUCGCUCCCAGCAGCGCCUUCUACAUACCCUACAGUGCCUCGAAAUUCAAAGCCUUCAAGUAACCUCAAACAAUAAAACUGAACUCAAAGAA
Messenger RNA from Drosophila biarmipes, 2771 nucleotides. RefSeq lists its product as uncharacterized. The record is from RefSeq and is a predicted model, not a curated record. Bases 1558 to 2742 code for a protein of 394 amino acids. The transcript is spliced from 2 exons. NCBI's taxonomy places the organism in Eukaryota, Metazoa, Arthropoda, Insecta, Diptera, Drosophilidae.